This is a messenger RNA of Gadus chalcogrammus (walleye pollock), 3420 nucleotides long. RefSeq lists its product as uncharacterized. The transcript is spliced from 10 exons. Lineage: Eukaryota; Metazoa; Chordata; Actinopteri; Gadiformes; Gadidae. The record is from RefSeq and is a predicted model, not a curated record. Bases 1690 to 3420 code for a protein of 576 amino acids.
AAAGUACCAAGUGAAUAAUGCACAGGGUUUCUAUGUUUCAUAGUUAGUUGUGCGUGUGUACUUCGUAUAGGUCAGAAAUUGUAUUCAUAAUGGGUCUUAAGAAGGUAUUAAAGUCUUAAAUUUAACUUGUUCAAACCUGCAGAAACCCUGAAUGCAGAAUAUUAAGCAUUUCUUCGUCUUUUAGAUCUGAUAACCAACUUAUAAAUGCUAACGAUUUUAGCUAACGUCAAACCUAAUGGCCAAUGCUAAUGAGGCACAUGUCUUCAAUUUAGCUAACGCCUGCGCGUAAAUCGCCAUUGCUCAUGGGACCUAUGAGACCGAAAAAAAUGUAUGGGAGUCAAUGGAGAGAAAGUAAUUAUUUACUGAUCCCAGUCUUUAUAUGCCCCGGAUUACACAUAUGUUGUUUGUGGAUUUAAAUGAUAAUUUUUCAUGCAAAGAAAACUAUAAUUUAGCGGGAAGGAGUUUGAUACGGUUAGUUUUUGUGUGGGGCGCUUUGUGGACUACAACUCCCGCUGCUCUCGACGUGUAUGAUGUACGUCACCACCACUCGCAAACGGAUCCCGUCGGAACAUGGCUGUGUCUUUGGUGCACUUUACCACCUUCUUUCAAGGAGAGCACCAAAGCCUUGAUCGAGGUGAAAGAAGGUGGUAAAGUGCACCAAAGAGACAGCCAUGUUCCGACUGCGGGAUCUGUGUGAGCGCGACCCCUCCCCCUCCCACUCUGUCCUUCCGAACGAGCCAUGUGCAAAGACACCUCAUUCCCCCCCCCGCCACCCUCUCACAACGCAACAAGCAUGGAGGAUACCGCUAAAUAAAAUCAUACGGCGGAGUGAGACGAAUUUAUUUCAAAGAGGAUAAACAACGGCUCGGUUAAUUAAUUAAAAUAUACGAAACAAGCGAAAUUAAACCAAACAUGUUCCCAAAUGGAACAGAGGGGGAGGGGGGGGGGCGAUCUCGCCAUCUCGGUUGAACUCAGUGGUGACCGAGCGAAAUGAACUGUUUGAACUGUAAGUUCAAACAGUAUGAACUGUUUUCAUUGUGCUUGGUAUGAACUGUUUUCAUUGUGCUUGGACCACUUUGGUGGUUUAAAUGGUAAUUUCAAUCACUCGUAUUACUGCAAUACCUUACUGCGUCCGUAUCUCUGCCUAUGUACACAAAUAUAUUGUAUUUGUGUACAGCACUUUGGUCAACUACUGUUGUUUUAAAUGUGCUAUAUAAAUAAACUUGACUUGACUAUGGCUCGCCUGGUCCUCUGCCAAUGCUACCGCGAUAACAGCUUUCCGGGUGGCGUCCAUGUUUUCCUCCAACGACCGAGCGAAAUAAUAAAACGCUUGAAGUGUGGGCGUGGCGUCAGAUCUGAGAUCCGAGUCGGUUCGCAGAGAAUACUCGAACGCAGCAUAACCUACAGCUGUAUAUUAUUGUUUUGCACGGGUGAAUAUUUGUUUAGAUGAAAAACUGUUUCCCUUUUUUUUUUUUUACAUGUUCAUGCCAUGUGCCAGCCAGAGUUCCUUAAUGGCACAACCAAUGUUCUAACUGGCAGCUAUUUUUGUAACCUUCAAAGUGUUCCAUUCUGUUAAAAAAUAACGAUACAAAAUCAAAUGUUGCAGUCAUACUGACCUGUGUUUUGUGAUGCUAAAUCAAAUACACAAAUACUUGUUGUUGUUGUUGUAAUAGUGGAAGGACGACAACAAUGCUGUUCAAAGUGCAAUACCACGGAAAGAAGAAGUACAUUAAACUUAAUGGAGACUCACAUUCAGAAUUUCUCAAAGAGGCUAAAGUGAAGUUCAGCAUCUCCACUGAGACAGACAUAUAUGUGCUGGAUGACACUGGAACAGAGGUCGAUGAAGAGGUCUUCACCGACAUCCUGGAGGAAAAAACGGACAUCCUGUGGACGAUUGUUGAUGUUCUUUCAGUCUCUGACUCUCCUGUCCCAUCCUCAUGCAAUGACACCUUGUCACUAUCGUCACCCACAUCAGAGAGUGAUACUUCUCUGAUGUCUUCAAAAAGAUGGCCCAUCGAUAAUUCCUUUCUAAUGUCUCCAAAAAGACAGUGCACAGAUGGCACCAUCUUGAAGUCCACACAAAGUCAGCAUAUUGAUGACAGUUCUUCACAGGCCAAAGAGCUUGUCAAGAGAGUUCUGGAACAAAAGCCUGGAGGGGAGAAGAUACUUAAAGAAUAUGCCAUGAGAGGAGAAUUUAAGGACCGGACACGCCGUGAACUUGUCAACAUCAUUGUUGCUGAUAUGGUGGAAAAAUAUGGACGUGCUCCACCAAAGGACAAAAGAACACAGUAUGCAUGGGGGAUUGUAACACUGUUUCCUUCUCUAAAAGACCCCUACUCCAAAAAAGGCUAUGAACAUUUCUAUGAUGCAGAUAGCAACGAGGGCUACAUUGCAUGGAAGCUUAAAAACACACAGCGGGACCUCAACAGUGGCAGCAGUAGCAGUGGAUUUAGGAGAAUGAGCUCUCACACCUCAAACAGCAGUGGACCACAGUUGGAGAGAGAAGUGUCUAAAGAGCUCCAGCUGGAGGGAGACCAAUGUUGCGAGGCCAUUUCUCUACUGAAACACAGCACGGACAAAGAACAGAUAUUCAUGAAAAUGAAAGCAACCUUCAACCACAGACAACAGCUGAUCCACGAUCCUGAGCAAUGCAGCACAGUUCUUACACUGUUCCCAAGGUUCCUUGACACGAAAGGCCUGGUCUUGCAGGACUUUGACCUGUUGUUUAGUGCUGAGACUUCUUCAAAACUUCUUGAGAAAUGGGGAACACUCCUGAAGGUAAAAGUAAUAGAGCAAGCCAAAAACCUCAACAAGACACCCCUUCUUGACGACCUCAUUCAGUCUGCAGAGGAGAACCCUGAUGAGGAUGAUGAAGUGCCAGGUUGGGAUAGUGACAUGGCUUCACUUCUCCUCCUGGUGUACCUCCUUCCACCACCUCCAAGUGGAAAGAAGGGAGCGGUUAAACUCAGUAUCCGGGAAGCUGUUGAUCGUGUGGUCAAAUUUCACAAGUCAAGUCGCAGCCUUCAGGAACACUCUGGUCCAGACCAGCGGAGGCAGCCCUACAUCCUGGCAGUUGGGACGGCAAGAAACAGCAUCCAUCAGUACUACAUUGCGAUGGAUAAUGGGCUCCUUCCCUGCAAUGCCAGGUCUUCCCUCUCAGCCUUUGAUGAACUUUUCAAGGCACAUUAUGUGUUUGGUGUCUCCUAUGACCAGGGCCCCUGGGUUGAGCGACGCCAUCUGAGAAACGGGAGAAACGAGGGGGAAGAUGAGGAAGAGGUGGACAGCGAGGACGAGGCCGAAUCUGGCGCAGAAUGGAACAGAGGCGUUCAAGCGGGAGCAGCACUGGAGGAGUGUCCGGAUGCAGCUGAACCAGCUCCUGAUCCGGCACCUCCACGGCUGUUAUGGGUGGAGACUUUGUAG